Drosophila guanche is the source of this 3168-nucleotide messenger RNA. It is a transcript of the gene hid, whose product is annotated as cell death protein hid. NCBI's taxonomy places the organism in Eukaryota, Metazoa, Arthropoda, Insecta, Diptera, Drosophilidae. The coding region runs from base 564 to 1808 and encodes 414 amino acids. The transcript has 4 exons. The record is from RefSeq and is a predicted model, not a curated record.
CGCCACAAAUACUUUUUAGCCGCGGAGCCAGUAAGACGUGUUCACUCCCCAGCCCGAAGACAGUUUCCAGAUCUCUGGAAGCGUUCUCUCUUGAGUCUGCGACACACGAACACACACACACGUUUUAAGUUCUUCGACGAAAUAAGAUAAACCGAAUCCCCCAUCCCGAUAUAUUGUUUGUGUUUUUAAAUAAGUUCUCGUAAAAAGUUCUUUAUGAAAAAUGCAAAAGAAUUGAAAGCAACAAAACAUGCAAAAAAACUAAUGCACAUAAAAUAACCAACUCUGAGUGAAAUCCAAAAAGAAAACUGCACAAAAAAUGCAAAAGUUUCUAAUAUUCAAAAUCUUGCACAAGAAAUACAAAAUAAAUUGAGUGAAAAUCGCCAAAAGAAAAACGAGCAAAAUAACAACCAAAACGAACGAAGAACAAUAACAAAGGGUCAGCCAACAAAAAAAAAGAAACGGACAGCAGGAAGAGGAAAGAAGAGCCAGGCAAAAGCAGAAAGCGCAGGACACCCAUCCCCACCUUCCCCAAAAAUUCUCAGACUCACACACACACACGGACAAUGGCCGUGCCCUUUUAUCUGCCUGAGGGCGGAGCCGAUGACAUUGCCGCGUCGGGCGCCUCGGGCUCCUCUUCGGGGGCAUCCUCAUCGGGUGCCUCCACCUCAUCGGCAGGUUCCUCGGACGGCGCCAGCAGCAUUGCCUCACAGUCUCCCAACACCACCACUUCGGCCACGCAGACGCCGAUGCAGUCGCCACUGCCCACGGACCAGGUGCUCUACGCCCUCUGCGAGUGGGUGCGCCUCUAUCACAGCCACAGCCAACAGAACAACAGCGCCCCGCAGAUAUUCCAGUAUCCACCGCCACCGAGUCCCUCCUGCAACUAUACGGGCGGCGAUGUCUUCUUCCCCCAUGGGCCACCGACAGUGCCGCCGCGGACACCGCACACCAGCGGCAGCUAUGCCGCCGGCGAGGAGUACAACUUCUUCCGGCAGCAGACACAGCCGCCAUAUCCGGCGCCGUCCACGCCGCAGCCAAUGCCACCGCAGCCGCCGCAGUCGGCGCCACCGAUGCACUACAGCCACAGCUUCCCGCAGCAGUCGCCGCACUUGCUGCAGCACCAUCAUCCCGCCUCCGUUUACGGCAUGGGCCAGCAGCAUCAGCCGGGUCCCGGCUCCUACUAUGCCACCUACACGCCACCCCCCACACCGAACACGGCCAAUGCCGGCACCUCGACCUCAUCGGCGGCCUUCGGCUGGCACAGCCAUGGCCCCCAGCUGGCAUCGACGCCACUGUCGGCGCCAAUGGGCUCCAAGAUGCGGCUGCAGCGCAGCCAGUCGGAUGCAGCCAGACGCAAGCGAUUGACCUCGACGGGCGAGGAUGAGCGCGAGUAUCAGAGCGAUCAUGAGACCAGCUGGGAUGAUGAGUACGAUGAUCGCUAUGACAAUUUUACGGCCGGACGGGAGCGUCUGCAGGAGUUCAACGGACGUAUACCACCACGAAAGAAGAAGAACGGUCAUAACUGCAGCGCCAGCAGCAGCAGCAACAGCAACAACAACAAUCCAAUCAGCCAAAAUAAUUUCCAACUCCAUUCAUCGAAUGCAGAGUGCAGCAGCAGCAACAGUGCCAGCCACAGCCACAGCCACAGCAACAACAGCAGCAGCAGCAGCAACACUCAAAGAGAGCGAGAGCGUGAGCGGCUGAUGCGAGCGGAGGCUGAGAAGAAGAAACCACAGAGCUUCACCUGGCCAACCGUUGUGACCGUCUUCGUGCUGGCCAUGGGCUGUGGCUUCUUUGCGGCGCGAUGAACCAUCUGGGGAUGCGUGAAUAUGUGUAAACGAAUGAUCUAUAGUGAAAUCAGCUAGUAUUUAGGCUAUCUAAAUCGAUCUAUGCCUAGAUGUAGCGAAACCGUAACUUAAGUGCAACGAAUUUAUUGAAAGCAGAAAGUCAUUAAUUCGUAAACCGAUUGUUAAAUAUACAUAAAUUCAUACAUACAUAAUACAUAAAUUAAGAGGGUUGACGGGACACAAGAACAAUAUAUAUUCAAUCUGUUUAGGGUAAACUUUUGCAUUUGUACAUUUGUAUCUCCAGAAACAGGAACAGAAAUUUCCUCCAAAACUGCUCAAAAUAAACUCGAAAACUCUCAGACUGGCAAACAAGUGACUAAGAAUUUAGAGCAUAUUUUUUAUUGCGAGUACAUAGACACAUGUAUUUUUGUACAACUUUUUGAACACUUAACUAUAACACACAAAUUAUACAAGUACAAACGAAAAAAGGAAAAACCGACAAUUCUUGAGAUACACUUUCGAUACGAUUUUUCGUUUUUGCAUUUAGUUAUCUGAUAUUCCACCUGCAUUUUCUUCCAACCCGAAGCAAUUUCAAUGUCUUCGCUUUUGUGAUUUCGAAUCGCAAGAAAAAUGAAUUAUACAUAAAUAUAUUUUAAAUAUUUGUUUAACUAGUAGAAAUUUAUAAGCAUAAGCAAAAAGAUCACACGCCGCCUAGCUUUAAUUGUUAAAAAACAAACGCAGAGAAAAAGAUCAUAAAAAAAAACACCAACAGCAAUGUUUAAGUUAGUUCUUUUUUAUUUGUAUAUAGUUUUUAUGCCAUUUUUGUGAUGUUUUGUGUCUACGGUUUAUGUCAUGUUAUUUUAGUUAAAUUUCGUAUGAUUUAUGUUUUUUUUUUUGUCAUUUGUUCAUCAUUGUCUUCAAAUUGGUCUCACAAUUUAGUUACUUAAGCUCCACCAGAGUCCGGUAAAUGUCCAGCUCAAGGGGAAAUGUCCUCUGAAAAACGGCCAUGUCCAUUCUCUAACAAUCUUUUUUGGACACACACACACACACGCACACAAAUGAUCUCUCCCAAAAUGGAAAUUAAUGGAAAUUGAUCUCCUACGAUAGCCAAAGUAAAAGAAAAGAAAAAAAAGGAAAUCAAAUGAAAGAGAAGAAUCGGGCCAACCAUUUUCAGAGGUUAGUCUUCCGCUUUUGCUGGCAUUUUCCGGGCUAGUUUCAAUGCUAAUUGAAUACACAACGUGAACAUAAAAGCGAAAAUAGUGAAAAAAAAAAUCAAAAGAAAAGUAAAAACAAUUCCCAAAAAUCGCAUUGAUCUCAUGGAUUUAUACAAUACACAGUUUUUACAAUGAGAAAAGAAAUAUAAUACAAAAUAAGAGAAGAA